UAUGAAUCCGGCUCUGGGCGGGGACCGGGGAUCGCGAUCACGACCGGGGGUCGCGACAGACCCCCACGGCCCCCUCCCCCGCUGCUGCCAUGUCGGCCGAAAACUCCGUGCCGGCAGAGAACGGGCAGGAGAUGAAGAGCGUGGUGAGCCGGGUGGCCAACCUGGCCCUGGUGAGCUGUGCCUGCGGCACCGUCUCCACGGCGUACGCCUCCACCAAGGAGAGCCACCCCUACGUCAAGUCCGUCUGCGACGUCGCCGAAAAGGGGGUGAAGACGCUGACGGCGGCGGCGGUCAGCGGGGCCCAGCCCAUCCUCACCAAGCUGGAGCCGCAGAUUUCCACCGCCAACGAAUACGCCUGCAAAGGGCUGGAUAAGCUGGAGGAGAAGCUGCCCAUCCUGCAGCAGCCCCCGGAGAAGGUAACGUCUCCCCUGGGGGACACGGAACGGGGUGGGGGGGCCAGCGCUGGGCGAGGUGCUGGGACAAGGCGUCCCUCUGCUGUCCCCUCCCAGGUGGUGGCAGGGACCAGGGAGCUGGUGUCGUCCACCGUGAGCGGCGCGGUGGGCCUGGCCCGCGGCGCGGUGCAGGGCGGCGUGGAGAGGACGCGCUCGGCGCUGGGCACCGGCGUCAGCACCGUGGUGGGCUCCCGCGUGGGCCGGCUGCUGGCCACGGGGGUGGACACGGUACUGGGAAAAUCGGAGGAGCUGGUGGAACGAUACUUGCCUGGGACGGACGAGGAGCUGGCGGCAACGGCGGCAGGCGCGGAGGCGGCCACGCCGGAGCGGCAGAGGCGGUGGCAGAGCUACUUCGUCCGCGUGGGCUCGCUCUCGGCCAAGCUGCGGCACCGAGCCCUGCGGCGCUCGCUGGGUGAGCUGCAGCGGGCACGGCACAGCGCCCAACAGGUCCUGGCCCAGCUGCACCACAUCAUCGAGCUGAUCGAGCACGGGCGGCAGGGAAUGGACGGGUCCCUGUACGGUGCCCGCCAGCAUCUCCACCGCAUGUGGCUGGAGUGGAGCCACCAGGAUGCCGUGCCCACGGAGGAGAGCGAGGUCGAGGCACGGACGCUGACCAUGCUGCGUGGGCUCCUGCGCCAGCUCCACGCCGCCUGCACCCGCCUGGCCGCCGGCGCCUGGGGUUUACCCAGCAGCAUGCAGGAGACGGUGGGACAUGUCCGGCACGGCGUGGAGGGCGUGCAGGCUUCCCUCUCCCACGCCCACUCUUUCCACGACCUGUCGGGUUUGGUGCUGGCGCAGAGCCGGGAGACGGUGAUGCGGGCGCAAUUGAGCAUCGACGAGCUGCUGGAGUACAUGGGGCAGCACGCGCCCCUGCCGUGGCUGGUGGGACCCUUCGCCCCGGCGCUGGUGGAGUAUCCGGAGGAUGUCCCCAUUGAGAUGGCCAAGUGGGAGGGUUGUAUCACCGUAGGGGGGACGCACCAGGUGCCCGCUCCCCCACGGCUCUGCAGCCAGCACUGAGCCACCGAAUUUGGGGGAGCACCCGCCCGCCUGCGGCGGCGAACCCCGUCCCCGCCGGGGACGUGGGGACGACGGACUUGGCGACCCGGUGUGGGACCACUGAUGCCGCACGAGCUGGGGGCUCGUUCGGGGAGGGAGGGGACGGUGGCACAUGGAGGACACGGCGUGUGCCCAGCCCUGUCCGUCCGGGGCUCUCCGCGGUGUCCCCGAGCCGAGGGAGCGUCGGGAUUUCUUGUCUUAGCGGCUUCGAAGCACUUUAACGAGGAAGAAAACAACUUUUUAGGCCUUAAAA
This is a messenger RNA of Harpia harpyja (harpy eagle), 1761 nucleotides long. RefSeq names its product perilipin-3-like. The transcript is spliced from 7 exons. Bases 90 to 1469 code for a protein of 459 amino acids. The record is from RefSeq and is a predicted model, not a curated record. Gene Ontology annotation, cellular component: lipid droplet; cytosol. Gene Ontology annotation, biological process: lipid storage; positive regulation of triglyceride storage. Lineage: Eukaryota; Metazoa; Chordata; Aves; Accipitriformes; Accipitridae.